CAUAAAUAGACUCUGCAGUUAUCAUUAAAAGAAAUUAAUAUGAUUGGUAUGGAUUCAUAGAAUAAGAAAGUUGAAGAUAGGUUUUUAUGCGUGGAUUGUAUUGCUGAAAACCCAUAAACCGAAUAUUAGACUAUUUAAAUGUGGAUAAGUAAUUAGAAGAAAUUCAGCACAGAAACUGAAAGGCUAUUAAAAGUAUACAGUCCGUUCAAAAAAGUUCGAUGUCAGUCAUCUCCGACCAUUCAAAUGUCUCCCAAGAGCCUUUACUUAGGACCCUCAUUUCUCACCAUCUAGCUUUUAAGGGAGCUCAGGUUUCAUAACGUCCCCCAAGCUUAUCCCACCUCCGCCUACUUUGAUUUACUCAAUGGAACAUAACCACCCCCUAUGCUGUACAAGACCCCCUAGGACAUUACUCUUUCGAACCCUAGGUGAAUCAAGCCUCGACAUAGAGUUUGUUACAUAUCCAUCUUGUAAAUCACCC
Paramecium sonneborni is the source of this 478-nucleotide messenger RNA. Lineage: Eukaryota; Ciliophora; Oligohymenophorea; Peniculida; Parameciidae. The record is from the annotation of a GenBank genome assembly.